This is a messenger RNA of Necator americanus (New World hookworm), 336 nucleotides long. RefSeq lists its product as uncharacterized. NCBI's taxonomy places the organism in Eukaryota, Metazoa, Nematoda, Chromadorea, Rhabditida, Ancylostomatidae. The transcript has a single exon. The coding region runs from base 1 to 336 and encodes 111 amino acids. The record is from RefSeq and is a predicted model, not a curated record.
AUGAGUGGAGCCAGCACGAGUUUCACGACGCUCCUAGCCGCUAAGCUUGGCGUCGAAGCGCCUCGAGAGAAUACCGCGUGGGCAACUGACCCCACUAUAGUUGUAAUAGCGUCGAAAAGUAAGGUGCAGUUGAGUAGGGAUGCGUUCGGAGCGGUGCGAUUGAGCCUAGUAGUUAUAACCGAAAGAGAACCUUUGCUAGCACCUCUCAACGCUGCAGUUCGCGAUGGCUCCACCUAUAUUCCCACUGGUAUCUUCACCUCGUUGCUUCGAGCACAACCGUUUACGCAGCUGCACAGUUUUUCAUGUCUUUUUGACCCGACUAUACUAGAAGCUUGA